Molecule: messenger RNA, 498 nt
Organism: Trichomonas vaginalis G3
Lineage: Eukaryota; Parabasalia; Trichomonadida; Trichomonadidae
Product: cupin domain-containing protein
Exons: 1
Coding region: 1-498 (165 amino acids)
Cellular component (GO): intracellular anatomical structure
Source: RefSeq, a predicted model, not a curated record
AUGAAUUUUCAAGAAGUCAAAGAGAUUUUGAAAUUGGACUCCCUCGAUUUUGAAGGAGGUUCCUUCCAUGAAAUCUACAGAUGCAGUGUUCCUGCCUCGAUUCCAAACAGAAGCUGCGGAACAUCAAUUUAUUACGCUUUAGAAGCAAAGAAUGUAUCACGCUGGCAUUUAGUUGAAAGCGAUGAGAUCUGGUUUUACCAUGCUGGAACACCUGCUCUUCAAAUUUUACUUUUCCCAGAUGGCCAUUUCGAAAAACACAUUAUUGGUCCAAAUCUUAAAGCUGGCGAGCGUCCUCAAAGUAUAAUUCCUGUAGGUGUUUGGCAAGCUGCCCGCCUUGUCGAUGAUUCUGAAAAUUCUUGGGGAUUAUUCGGAGCUACAGUUUUCCCUGGAUUUGAGUUCUCCAUUGCAAAGGUUGCAAACUGGAGUGAACUUGCUCAAAAAUGGCCGAAUGCUGUUGAUUUAGUUAAAGAAUCCAAAUUGGAUAUUGAACUCCCAUAA